Molecule: messenger RNA, 2287 nt
Organism: Drosophila ficusphila
Lineage: Eukaryota; Metazoa; Arthropoda; Insecta; Diptera; Drosophilidae
Gene: Ir31a
Product: ionotropic receptor 75a
Exons: 7
Coding region: 233-2245 (670 amino acids)
Cellular component (GO): membrane
Molecular function (GO): ligand-gated monoatomic ion channel activity
Source: RefSeq, a predicted model, not a curated record
CGGGUAUGACUUUAAAUCUAAAGGGUAUGCCAGCAAGGCACGCGCCAAAAAGUCUCAGACGAAACAAAAGGGACGAUGCAAAUUAUGAAAAAAAAAACUGACCUGCGUCAUUCUUCCGUUGUUCUGCAGCAAGGAGGUUGACAAAUCGUCAGAUUAUUUGUGCUAAGUGAUCAUUUGUGUAAAAUUUAAACUAAAUAAACCAGUACUCAGUGCAAGUGAAGUAAGCCUGACUAUGGACAUACUGGUUGUAAGCAACUUUAUUGUUAACUUGGUUAAAACUGACCAUGCUAUUGUUUUUUCUUGUUCGUUUAUGGAUUUUAAAGAUACAUCUCUUGCAUUAAUGGAAAGAAAUCAAUUUGUGAGCGUUGUACAUCUCAACGAAUCUUAUUCUCUAGAAUCUAUACUGACAAGAGAGAGUCAUGCUCGAACUUCAAUCUUGGUAAAUGCCAAUUGCAGCGGAACAGCUCAUCUUCUGUUCCAAGCCUCUGAAAGUAGGUACUUCAACAAAACCUACCAGUGGUUUCUUUGGGGUGUUGAUCUUGACGUUAUAACGUUAUUUCCGUUGGAACUUAAAUAUGUUGGUCCAAACGCUCAAAUAACCUUUAUAAACAAAACUGAAAACGGCUACGCAUACUGGGAUGUUCAUUCGAAAGGACGACAUCUGAAAUCGCAACUGGAAAUAAAUUUAAUAGCAACAUUGACAAAUGACACACUGAAUAUAGUUUGCGAUAUUUUUCAUUUGCAAAGCAUUGAAUUUCGAGGACAAUUUAGAGGAUUGAAUUUAAGAGGAGCAAGCGUCAUCGACAAGGAGGACAUCAUUUCAAAUGAACAAAUUGAAUCUAUUCUAUCGCGUCCCACAAAGGACUCUGGAGUUGCUGCAUUUAUAAAAUACCACUACGAACUUUUGGGACUUUUACGAGAGCGCUUUAAUUUCACAGUAAAUUUUCGAAAUUCUAGGGGAUGGGCUGGGCGUUUGGGAAAUACCACCUUUCGGCUCGGUCUUUUAGGAAUAAUUAUGCGAAACGAAGCAGAUAUUGCCGCAUCUGGAGCAUUUAACCGCAUUAACCGAUUUGCUGAGUUUGAUAUUAUACAUCAAAGUUGGAAAUUUGAGACGGCGUUUUUAUACCGGUAUACUCCAGAUUUAGAUACUCAUGGAAAAAGUGGAAACUUUCUAUCUCCAUUUAGCGAUAGAGUAUGGUUGUUCUCCUUAUUAACACUUGGUUUAUUCAGCAUCAUUUGGAUGCUAUUUGAAAUUAUAGACUUUAAGUUUUUACAGCAAAGAAAUUUUGGCCAAAAGCGAAACAAUUCAACGCAAAAAAUCAAUACAGAGAUAAAUAACUUAUGUAUAAAAACCACAUGCAUCGAGCGAAUUUUGCAGACAUUUGGAGCUUGUUGUCAACAGGGACUAGACCCUAAUCCUAAGGAUCGAUCUGUUCGCUUUCUUGUGAUGACCUUGUUUUUGUUCUCACUAGUAAUGUACAAUUAUUACACUUCUUCCGUUGUGGGAGGGUUGCUAAGCUCUUCAGAUCAAGGUCCAUCUUCUGUUGACGAGAUAACUUCUAGUCCAUUGAAAAUAUCCUUUGAAGACAUUGGUUACUACAAAGUAUUAUUUCGGGAAAGUGAAAACCAAUCUAUUAAAAGAUUAAUAGAAAAGAAAUUGUCCUCUGCAAGAAAGUCAAAUGAACUGGGAAUUUUUAGUCACAUUGAAGAAGCUGUACCAUAUCUUAAAGCUGGCGGUUUCGCAUUUCAUUGUGAAGUCGUUGACGCUUAUCCCGUGAUUGCUGAGUUUUUUGAUGCCAAUGAGAUUUGUGAUCUGCGUGAAGUCUCUGGUCUAAUGGAAGUUGAAAUAAUGAAUUGGAUAUUACAUAAAAAUAGCCAGUAUACUGAAAUUUUUAGAACGGCAAUGUGUAAUGCCCAUGAAAAAGGUUUUGUCGAACGAAUCCUCCGACGGCGGCAAAUUAAAAAGCCCGCCUGUCAAUCACUGUACACCGUGUAUCCUGUCAGCUUAUCAGGAGUUUUACCUGCUUUUGUUACCUUGAUCUGUGAGCUGGGAAAUAUUGGAAAAAUAAAAUCUUAUCGUUUUAUCUUAAUUUUCGCAGGUGGAUUUCUAAUUUCCCUACUAUUACUGUGUAUGGAGAAAUUGUAUGUGUAUCUUGGAUUGCCCAACCGUGUUGUUUUCGGGAAAUGUGUCAACUUUUCAAUUAAAAUUAAAGUCCAAAUAUUGUUUCAUUCCUUACGUUUCUAAUGAUAUAUAAACGAAUUGGAUUCAAACUCCGAAUGCAACCCU